AUGUCUCACUCUACCGUCCACGUUUCUGGCAUCCCCUCCACGACCUCCGAGAAGGAGGUUCGCGACUUCUUCAGCUUCUGCGGCAAGAUCGUCUCCCUCUCCAUUACACCUGUCUCCGGUGAGGCGGACGCCAAACAGUCCGCGACCGUGACCUUUGAAAAGGAGGCUGCCGCGAAGACUGCACUUCUCCUCGACCAGACCCAACUGGGCACUUCCGCCGUUCAUGUCGAAGCCGCUUCCAACAUUGACGACCUAGCCGGUCCCUCGGCUACCGAAGUCGAAGAGAAGAGCGAAGAUCACGACAUCGCCCAGGAGGACAAGCCCCGCUCGCGCAUUGUCGCCGAGUACCUUGCCCACGGCUACGUGCUCAGUGACAACGCCAUCACCCGUGCUAUUGACCUGGACCAGAAGCACGGAUUCUCCAAGCGCUUCACCUCCGCGCUCGGCGACUUCGACAAGAAGUUCAACGCCACUGAGCGCGCCAAGGGUCUGGACGCAAACUACCAGAUUUCCGAGAAGGCCGCUACAGGCUGGCGCGGACUGGGCCACUACUUCGAGAAGGCCAUCAACCACCCUUCUGGCCAGAAGCUCCGUGGAUUCUACACUCAGACCGAUAAGCAGAUUCGCGAUAUCCACAACGAGGCUCGUCGCCUUGCGGACUUGAAGCAGGGCAAGACUGACAGCUCUGCUACCGAGCCUGUGGCUGUUCCUUCCCAGGCUGAGGCUGCUGCUGCUCCCGUUGAGCCCAAGGCUUAA
Messenger RNA from Penicillium olsonii, 756 nucleotides. Lineage: Eukaryota; Fungi; Ascomycota; Eurotiomycetes; Eurotiales; Aspergillaceae. The record is from the annotation of a GenBank genome assembly.